Molecule: messenger RNA, 1253 nt
Organism: Poecile atricapillus (Black-capped chickadee)
Lineage: Eukaryota; Metazoa; Chordata; Aves; Passeriformes; Paridae
Exons: 2
Coding region: 320-1183 (287 amino acids)
Source: RefSeq, a predicted model, not a curated record
AGCUCCUGGUGCUGCUGCCAGGUGCUCUUGCCCUGUUCCUGUUCCAUCCGGGAUGGCAGGGCCAGGACAAGCUCCUGCCUGCAGCAGAGCCCAGCCCUGGGGCAGAGCCCGGCACUGGGGUCACUGCUGUUGAUAGAGGUCAGUGUAGGGAUUCCUACAGAAUCAGAACAGUGAAGAAUCUGCCUCUGUGCCAUCCUGGUUUCCCCUUCUGUCCACCAGUCCUUGUGCUGUCCUCCUUGGAAUGCCGCCAAGCCUGGAUCCUGCUCCUCGGCUGUGGGUGGAGGUGGAGUGGCUCUUCGGUAAACAGAAUUAGAGGCAAAUGUGGGAGGUUCCUGAAGUCACCUGCGAGCUGCCUCCUCCCAUACCUGGACCCGGGCUGCCUGCGAGGCGCUUUAAAUUGCCAGUUGGCACAGCCCUGGACACAGGCUUCAUCGGCAUGGCACGAAGCAUCCUCCUGCUGGGGCUCCUCGCCCUGUGGGCGCAGCUGCAGGCAGCACCCAUUGCAGAGUUCCAUGGAGUAGCUCCAGCUGGGUGGCCGCCACCAGGGCAACUGGGAAGUGUCCUGAGCCUUGAGCCUGGGAAAGAGCCCAGGAUGGUGCCUCAUAAUGGUAAUGGUGACAAUGACAAUAACAGCUCGAAUAGCAAUGAAACGGGUGACUCCAAUAGCAGUGGAACUGGUGAUGAUGGCAACAAUGCCAAUGACAAUGAUGGUGAUAAAAAUCAGCUGUGUGAUUGCAAUGACCAUGGUGACAACGACGGUGAUGAUGGUGUCAAUGGUGACAAUUCCAAUAGCAAUGAAAAUGGUGAUGAUGGUGAUAAAAAUGACCUUUUUGAUAGCAAGGACAAUGACAAUGAUAAUGGUGGCAAUGACAGUGAUGAUGCCAAUGAUGAUGGUGAUGAUCUCAUCAAUGAUGAAAAUUCCAACAGCAAUGAAGAUGGUGAUGAUGGUGAUAAAAAUGACCUUUUUGAUAGCAAGGACACUGACAAUGAUAAUGGUGGCAAUGACAGGGAUGAUGGCGAUGAUCUCAUCAAUGAUGAAAAUUCCAACAGCAAUGAAGAUGGUGAUGAUGACAUCAACAGUGACAGUUACAAUAGUAGUGAAGAUGGUGACUCCAAUGACAAUGAAUAUGAUUACUCCAAUAACAAUGAAAAUUAUGCUGAUUAUGGGGGGUGGGGAUUUUAGAUUGUAACAGUUGGGAUUUUCAGAGAUUUUUGGGUUUCUCUUUUGUGGCACCCAGCUCAGACUACCAGAU